AAAAAACCAAAAAACUCCAAGAUCUCUCUACCUCGCUCAUCGCAGUCGCAAACCACAUAUCACCACGUCCAGAAUCAACAAAAAGAUCCUGGAUCAGGACGACGCCAGAUUCUCGGUAGAGCUGAAAUAACUCUUGCUCUGUGCGGCGACCCGAGAUUUCGCCUCGACGGCCUAUCUGACAUCCACAUUUUGCUGUGACUUUCUCUAUACACUCAUCUCCCGACACGGCACGACCUCAACAAGCUCGCCAGCAAUUCCCGGAUCAGCUGUUACUCUUUCCAGUGAUUAUAGAUCGCGCUGUCUAAACGGUGUUCCUACCCCCACACCCUGAAGCAUUGUCGCCUUCCGUCUGGUUAGACACUUAGACAAGACACACCACCAACGCCAACACCAACACUAAACACAACGCCAACUUCCAAACCAGCCAUCACACUGCAAAAAUGAGCUCUGAUGAGAUUGUGUGGCAAAUCAUCGGUCAACAAUUUUGCGCGUUUAAGAUUAAAACCAACAAAGCUCAGACAUUCUGCCGUAAUGAGUACAAUGUUACAGGUCUCUGUAACCGUCAAUCAUGUCCUCUCGCAAACUCUCGAUACGCUACGGUCAGGGAAGACGCUGGCAAGCUCUUUUUGCUAGUUAAAACCCCGGAGAGAAGUCACUUGCCAAGCAAACUUUGGCAACGUUACAAACUACCCAACAACUACUCCAAGGCGUUGUCCACUAUAGACGAGAAGCUCAUAUAUUGGCCUAAUUUCCUAAUUCACAAAUGCAAGCAACGUCUCACCCGCUUGACACAGGUCCAAACUCGCAUGCGCCGUAUUGCCGCCGAGGAGGAACGCUUGGGUGAAAAGCUUGUACCUAAGAUGGCGCCCAAGAUCAGACACCGUGAGCAGGCUCGUGAGCGCAAAGCCGAGGCUGCUGCUAAGCUGGAACGAACCAUUGAGCGUGAGCUUGUUGAGCGUCUUCGACAGGGAGCAUACGGUGACCAGCCCCUCAAUGUCAGCGAGUCCAUCUGGAAGAAGGUUCUCAAUGCCAUGGAGCGCGACGGCGAGGGUCAACGUGAUAAGGACAUGGACAAGGGCCUUGACGAGAAUGGUGAGGAGGUUGAUUGGAGUGAGGAGGAAGACGACAACCUGGAGAAUCAGGUUGAGUAUGUUUCCGAUAUUGAGGAGAGUGACGAGGAGCUCGGCGACCUUGAGGACUGGCUCGACAGCGAAAACGAGGAGGAGGACGAAGACGAGGAUGAUGAUGACAGCGAAGAGUCCGAGACCGAGAAGUCUGGCAACAAGCGAAAGCGUGGACGUGCUAUCAAGAUGAAGAACAAGAAGCCCAGACAGGAGGAGAAGGAGAAGCUGAUGCUCACCAACGAUCUCACAUGGUAAUUGACGGUCUCAAAAAUCAAGCUUCGGCGUUUGAGGAGUUAGCAUUUUCUAAGGAAGAUGGAAAAAAGGGGUUUACGAAGGGUGGAAAAGCAUACAUCACUGUGUACCUUCUGUCUGAGGAUAUCACACGGCGAUAUGCUUCAUUUUUGCUGAGCUAAUUCUUGGCAAGGUAUAGAUACCAAAUAGGCUACCAAUGUUUUUAUAUGAGUUUGUUGUACUUGAAAUGAUUUGAAACUAUUUUCCCUC
This is a messenger RNA of Fusarium odoratissimum NRRL 54006, 1625 nucleotides long. RefSeq lists its product as uncharacterized. Gene Ontology annotation, cellular component: nucleolus; preribosome, large subunit precursor. The coding region runs from base 441 to 1379 and encodes 312 amino acids. Gene Ontology annotation, biological process: maturation of LSU-rRNA; maturation of 5.8S rRNA. The transcript has 3 exons. The record is from RefSeq and is a predicted model, not a curated record. NCBI's taxonomy places the organism in Eukaryota, Fungi, Ascomycota, Sordariomycetes, Hypocreales, Nectriaceae.